AUGAAGGCCACUGCCGCUUCUGUCCUGCUGGCGCUUUCCGCGGCCGUCGACGCCCGUCCGGCUUCCAACCGGGCUCGCGACGUGGACACCCGCUUCCCAUAUACCGGUCCUAAGGUUCCAGUGGGCGAUUGGGUCGAUCCAACCGUCAAUGGGAAUGGCAAGGGGUUCACUCGUCUAGUCGAACCUCCUGCGGUCAAGCCCAAGUCCACCCACCCAACCAACAACGUCAAUGUCAUCUCCCUGUCCUACAUUCCUAAUGGCAUGCACGUCCACUACCAGACUCCCUUUGGUCUGGGCAAGCCUCCAACAGUGAAAUGGGGCACCUCCCGUCACAAGUUGAAUAAUGUGGCCCACGGCUAUACUCACACCUAUGACCGCACUCCAGCAUGCUCCCAGUACAAGGCUAUCACCCAAUGUAGCCAAUUCUUUCACGAGGUUUCGCUUCCAGACCUCGCCGCCGGUAAGACUUACUAUUACCAGAUUCCCGCUGCCAAUGGCACUACCGAGUCUGAUGUUCUGAGCUUCACUACCGCCCACAAGGCCGGUGACAAGGACGAGUUCAGCGUUGCUAUCCUGAAUGACAUGGGGUACACGAACGCUCAGGGGACUCAUAAGUAUUUGUCCAAGGCUGCCGAAAGUGUGGCCUUUGCCUGGCAUGGUGGUGAUAUCAGCUAUGCCGAUGAUUGGUCAUCCGGGAUCAUGGCUUGCGAAGACUCUUGGCCUGUUUGCUACAACGGCACAUCUAGCUCUCUCCCUGGUGGCAUUACCGAUGAAUACAAGAAGCCUUUGCCUGCGGGCGAAAUCCCGAAUCAGGGUAGUCCUCAGGGUGGUGAUAUGAGUGUUCUUUAUGAGUCCAAUUGGGACCUGUGGCAGCAGUGGAUGACCAACGUGACCAAGAAGAUUCCUUACAUGGUCCUUCCCGGGAACCACGAGGCUGCUUGUGCUGAGUUCGAUGGGCCUGGCAAUGUUCUGACUGCCUACCUGAAUGACGACAAGGCUAACAGCACUGCGGCUAAGGACGGCCUCACCUACUACAGCUGCCCGCCAUCACAGAGAAACUUCACGGCUUACCAGCAUCGCUUCCGUAUGCCCGGUAGCGAGACCGGCGGCGUCGGAAAUUUCUGGUACUCUUUUGACUACGGCCUUGCCCAUUUCAUCUCAAUCGAUGGAGAGACCGACUUUGCCUACAGCCCCGAGUGGUCCUUUGCGGAGGAUGUCAAGGGCGAUGAGGCUCUACCCAAGGAGUCCGAGACUUUCGUCACCGACAGCGGCCCCUUUGGAAGCGUUCAUGACGAGCAGUACCAGUGGCUGAAGAAGGACCUGGAGAGCAUCGACCGCAAGAAGACCCCUUGGGUUCUUGUCAUGAGCCACCGUCCUAUGUACUCUUCCGCUUACUCCUCGUACAUGAUGCAUGUCCGGGAUGCCUUUGAGGAGCUUCUCCUCAAGCACGGCGUUGACGCUUACCUGUCUGGCCACAUCCACUGGUACGAGCGUAUCUGGCCUAUGGGCCGUAACGGCACCCUCGACACCCACUCCAUUGUCGAUAAAAACACCUACCGCGCUAAUCCCGGAAAAUCCAUUACCCACAUCGUCAACGGCAUGGCUGGAAACAUCGAAAGCCACUCUGAAUUCAGUGCUGGCCAAGGGCUUAACACAAACAUCACUGCCGUCCUCAACCAGAAAGAGUACGGUUUUAGCAAAUUGACCGUUGCAAACGCCACGGCCCUCAAGUGGGAGUAUAUUCGUGGUAGUGAUGGCAAGGCGGGUGAUUCCCUUUGGCUGCUCAAGCCUGGUGACAAGCACCAUUAG
This is a messenger RNA of Penicillium chermesinum, 1809 nucleotides long. RefSeq names its product purple acid phosphatase family protein. Lineage: Eukaryota; Fungi; Ascomycota; Eurotiomycetes; Eurotiales; Aspergillaceae. The coding region runs from base 1 to 1809 and encodes 602 amino acids. Gene Ontology annotation, molecular function: metal ion binding; acid phosphatase activity. The transcript has 4 exons. The record is from RefSeq and is a predicted model, not a curated record.